CUCAUCAAACCUGAUUCACUGCAGCUGUGAAGGACUUUAAGUCGCAAACCCGGACAGUUUUGAUUUGAAUCAAAUCACAUCUCACUUUUCCACGACCCGGGUUGCGUGGAGAAGUUCCGGACAGCCUCAGCACGUUACUUCUUUUUUUUUAAACUGCAGAUGUGUGAACCUCACCGCGCCCCGUAGCUGCGCGUGUUUCUACAGAUCGGACCGAAGCAUGCGGGUUAUUUGACAGAUCGGCCCACCGUGCAGCAUGGCCUCAGCCACCUCCACCCCCGCGGCCCCCGGCGGCCGCUCCGCCCGCUCCGCCGCCUCGGGCCGCCGCGGCGCCGCCGCCGCGUCCAGCCCCAGCCCCACGCGCCUGACCCGCAUCCAGGAGAAGGAGGACCUCCGCCACCUCAAUGACCGGCUGGCCAACUACAUCCAGCGGGUCCAGGACCUGGAGAGGGAGAAGUCCUUCAUGCUCACCCAGCUGGAGGACAAGGACGAGUCCAAGAGCCGCGAGAUGGGCAACGUGCGGCGGCUGUACGAGGAGGAGCUGGCCGACGUGCGGAGGUCCCUGGACGGGCUGGCCGGGGAGAAGGCCCGGCUCCAGAUCGAGCACGGGAGCCUGUCCGAGGAGUUCAAGAAGCUCCAGGCCAGGACCCAGAAGAAGGAGGGCGAUCUGGCUCACGCUCUGACCCAGUGGAGGAAAACGGAGGCAGCCCUCAACGCCAAGGAUGCCGAGUUCACCAAGCUGCUGUCUGAGCACAGGAGGCUCGACGAGGACUUCACAGACCUGCAGGGACAGCUGGAAAACGCCGAAGGAACUCUGGUAGAAACGAAGAACCAGCUGAACGCUGAGAUCCUGAGGAGAAUCGAAGUGGAGAACCAGCUGCUGACGGCCAAAGAGCAGCUGGAGCUUCAGAAGAACAUCAGUGAGCAGGAGAUCUUGGAGAUCAGGAGCCGACACGAGAGCCGGCUGGUGGAGGUGGACUCGGGCCGCCGGAUGGAGUUCGAGGGGAAACUGAUGGAGGCCAUGCAGAAGCUGCGCGAGGACCACGAGGCCCAGCUGGGGCAGUACAAAACGGAGCUGGAGAAGACGUUCAGCUCGAAGUUACAGAAUGCGAAGCGAGCUGCGGCGGAGAACAGCGACGCCGUGUCGGCCACUAAAGAGGAGCUGGAGACCACCCGGCUCAGAGUGGAGACCCUCAGCUCGCAGCUGCAGCAGUACCAGAGCGAUAAAAUGAUGCUGGAGGGCCGAGCGCAGGACCUGGAGCGCACGCUGGACCGCGAGCGCGACGCCUGGCAGCUGAAGCUGAGCCAGAAGGAGCAGGAGCUGCUGGAGCUGCGCAGCCGCAUGUUCAGCCAGCUGGAGGACUACGAGAACCUGCUGGACGUCAAGCUGGCGCUGGACAUGGAGAUCAACGCCUACAGGAAGAUGCUGGAGGUGGAGGAGCAGAGACUGCAGCUGUCUCCCAGCCCGUCGCAGCGAACCACUGCGCCCCGGACGCACGAUCACGGCAACCGAGGAAAGAAGCGGAAGUACGAGGGCCCCUCAAGCAGCUCGCCGGCCUACAAGAUGUCCACGUGCUCCUCGGAGCGCGGCGCGGUGAGCGUGGAGGAGAUCGACGGCGACGGGAGAUUCGUCAAGCUGAAGAACAGCUCGAACACGGAGCAGCCGCUGGGCGGGUGGGUGGUCCGACGAGUCAUUCCGAACUCCGCAGACAUCUCCUUCCACAUCCCGGCCCCCUGCGUCCUGGCCGGCGGCCAGACGCUCACGAUCUGGGCAGCAGGCGCUGAGGCUGAAGCUGAUUUGGAUGAUCUGAUUCUACAAGGCCACAAAAGCUGGGGGUCCGUCAUCGACGUCAGGGUCACCCUGCUGAACUCGGAGCACGAGGAGGUGGCUGAGCGCCGGAUGCACAUGCAGGCUCGAGGCUACGAGGAGCCGAGUCUGGACUUCGAUGAGGAGCUUGUAGCCGGAGCCGAUCUCCAGCGUCUGAGGCGACAGCCAAAGAAAAAGAAGUGUUGUUCUGUGUCGUAAGGCGACCGGGCAGGAUCUUCUGUCGAAGGAGGCCAGCUGUGCCGUGAUGUGACCCGCCUGGAGAACCUGAACCUGACAAGGACUAAUUUAAACCAUUGUAUGUGUGACUGUGAAAUAAAGUUUU
Salarias fasciatus (jewelled blenny) is the source of this 2147-nucleotide messenger RNA. It is a transcript of the gene lmnl3, whose product is annotated as lamin L3. The record is from RefSeq and is a predicted model, not a curated record. Gene Ontology annotation, cellular component: nuclear envelope; nuclear lamina. Gene Ontology annotation, molecular function: structural constituent of cytoskeleton. Bases 254 to 2023 code for a protein of 589 amino acids. Gene Ontology annotation, biological process: nuclear pore localization; heterochromatin formation; nuclear envelope organization. NCBI's taxonomy places the organism in Eukaryota, Metazoa, Chordata, Actinopteri, Blenniiformes, Blenniidae. The transcript is spliced from 12 exons.